Messenger RNA from Megalops cyprinoides (Indo-Pacific tarpon), 1737 nucleotides. Its product is annotated as tetraspanin-9-like. The coding region runs from base 683 to 1708 and encodes 341 amino acids. Gene Ontology annotation, cellular component: membrane. Lineage: Eukaryota; Metazoa; Chordata; Actinopteri; Elopiformes; Megalopidae. The transcript has 7 exons. The record is from RefSeq and is a predicted model, not a curated record.
GGGAUAGGGAAAGCCCGUUAGAUGCGGCUGCCGAUAGUAGCACAUCAGCCAUGGUGUAGAUGAAAGCCGAGGAGGAACAGGCUCUGAACAGCUGAGUGCACAGUGAAACACUAGAGCCAGCAGCACAGGGAGGGAGAGAGAGAGAGGGAGGGAGAGAGAGAAGGAGAGGGAGGGAGAGGCAGAGCUGGCGUACGGGAGAGAAGAGGAGACAGAGAGACCAGAAGACUGAGAAAGUUAAAAGCUCUGGAAGCCGCGUCGGGUCCAACAACACAAGGCUGAAACCGGCUGGGAAAUGGGGUGCUGUGGAGUGUAGCCCGACGGCCGUGGGAGAUUAGCAGAGGAGAGGAGAGCAGAGGAGGGAACACCGAAAGUUACUUACGGGAGCAGAAUUCUGCAGGACGGCCGGGGACCGAUCCCGCGCUGCUAACCUGAGAGCGGGAGGCCAGUGCUGCGUGCAGACGUAUACCCGACAGGGGAGCCUGGAGGCUGGGGAGCAGGCGUGCCAGAGCGCGGGCGCAAACUGAGCCAACUGCCAGGGGAACUUUACCGAGUCACAGCGUGGGGGCGACGGUCAGGGACGGAGGUGACUUUAUUAAGGGAGGGGGUGCAGGAAGGGUCAGUUCUGUCCACUUCUGAGACAUGGUAGCGGUUGACCCCUGCGAGCCAGCAGCCGUCCCAGAGCAUGGAGAAGUCCAGUAGCGAGGAGUCGGCCAUCCAUCGCAGCCCCUCCGUGGACAGCCGCGACUCCGACUUCGCCAGAGCCUCCACCUCGGGCCGGCCGUUCGGCGGCCGCGGCUUCACCGCCGGCGCCUUCUACGGCUCCACAGGCCCGCGGGCGCAAGGCCGCGCCGGAGGCGGCGCAGACAGCGGCGCCGGAAACGCGGAGGACAAGAGCGACGGCAAAAGCGCCCCCCAGAAGGGCAGCAAAUACGUGGUGUUUUACCUGGAUCUAUCCUUUGUGUUCCUUCUAGAAUUCAAGAAGUUCAACAUGGCACGCGGCUGCCUCUGCUGCCUGAAAUAUGCGAUGUUCCUCUUCAACCUCGUCUUCUGGCUGUGCGGCUGCGGGCUGUUGGGCGUGGGCAUCUGGCUGUCGGUGUCACAGGGCAGCUUCGCCACCUUCUCGCCCUCCUUCCCCUCGCUCUCCGCCGCCAACCUGGUCAUCGCCAUCGGCUCCAUCGUCAUGGUGACGGGCUUCCUGGGCUGCCUGGGCGCCAUCAAGGAAAACAAGUGCCUGCUCCUGAGCUUCUUCAUUGUCCUGCUGAUCAUUCUCCUGGCGGAGUUAAUAUUACUCAUUCUGUUCUUCGUCUACACUGAUAAGGUGAGCGAGAACGCCAGGAAGGACCUGAAGGACGGGCUGGCCCUCUACAACACGGAGAACAACGUGGGCCUGAAGAACGCCUGGAACAUCAUCCAGGCCGAGUGGAAGUGUUGCGGAGUGACGGGCUACACAGACUGGCACGAGGCCCUGAAGGAGAAGGUGGUGCCCGACCGCUGCUGCCAAGAGCACUACCAGGAGUGCGGCCGAAACUCCACCAACAUGUUCUGGAAUCGGGGCUGCUAUGAGAAGGUGGAGGAGUGGCUGGACGAGAACAAACACCUGCUGGGCACCAUCGGCAUGUCCAUUCUGGUCGUGCAGCUCCUGGGAAUGGCCUUCUCUAUGACGCUGUUCCAGCAGAUCCACAGGACCGGGAAGAAGUACGACGCCUAGGGGGAGGGGGGCGCACCCAGAGCACCCCU